GACAGACAGAGGAGGGAAAGAGAGGGAACCGGGAACAGUGUCGCUCUGCAUCUGUACAUUUCAUAUCUCCACUCACUCUGGAAGGAUGACUCUUGUACCUACAAGCAUCCCAGAUCUCAGCACCACAGUUUUAUAUGGAUAUCAAAACCAAACCAAUGGCACACAAUGUCCUGAACACGAUGGCUGGGAGUGGCUCACCACCAGUCAGCCAGUGUAUAUCCUGAUCCUCACGGUGCUGGGAGUUGUGUUGAACAUAUUUGUUCUGAUGGUUUUCUGUCUCCACAAGAAGCCCUGCACUGUUGCUGAGAUCUACCUGAGCAACUUGGCUGCUGCUGACCUUGUCCUGUUGUCCUGUCUGCCCUUUUGGGCCGUCAAUGUAGCCAAUAAUUUCAAUUGGCCAUUUGGUCUGUUCCUGUGCAAAUUUGUCAACCUGGGCAUUAAGAUGAAUGUCUACUCUAGCAUUUACUUCCUUGUUCUGGUGAGCAUAGAUCGCUAUUUGGCACUGGUACAUCCGUUGUCCCAUGGUAGAAUGCGCAGGCCCAAGUAUGCCAAGCUGGGCUGUCUGCUGAUGUGGGGUUUCGGAUUGUUCAUGAGUGUCCCCACAAUCAUCUUCAGGAAGUUGAAAUAUUUCCCUGAGUAUGAUGUGAAUGCCUGCUUUCUGGAAUACCCAAACCACACCUUGGAAAUGCUCUGUGACAGGAUGUUGAUCAUUUUUAGCUUCGUCAUUCCAAUUUCAAUCAUCUCAUUCUGCACAUUCAAAAUUAUUCAGACUUUGAAAGUCCAGCGUGUCCAAAGGAACAGCGCUGAGAAAACAGAGCAGAAGGCUACCACUUUGAUACUGGCAGUCCUCCUGGCCUUCCUCAUCUGCUGGUUACCGUUCCACCUGGUCACCGUACUGGACUUGCUCCUUAGGGCGGAAGUCCUGGGAGGGUGUCACUUUUCGAAUGUCCUGGACAUUUUGAACCAGAUCUCAACCUAUCUAGCCUUUUUCAAUAGUGUCCUCAACCCCAUCCUGUAUGUCAUCGUAGGAAAGAACUUCCGGAAAAAAGUUGGGGAACUCUUCAAGCAGUGGAGCAUUAAGAGGAGAGCAACCAUGGAGUCCACAAGCUCCCAGCUGUCUACUCUAAAGACUGUGAAAUAAAGUACUGUUGUUGAACUGUUCCAAGUCCAAAUUGCAGAGACUGUGGAGAAUGAUAAUCAAAUGCAGAUCAAAAUGAUUCAUAUAAUGACCUAAAUUCUUUACUGGAAAUUAUUGUGUAAUAAUGUGACUAAACCAUCUUUCAACAAGUCAUUCUGUGAGGAGAUGUCAUUCAGGAAAUGUGAUCAUUUGUCUCGGGUCAUAUGGGGCAGAACUGUUACCCUGGGUGUUACAGGGAACUAACAAAGGUGUCUCAAGCAUGUGAGUAAUAAGCAUGAGCUGAAAAAAGUUAACCCAACACAAUUAUACUUUCACGUUGGAAAACAAUAUCAGUAUGUUGAAUGUACAGUUAGUGUGAUUUAAAUGUACCUGUAAAAUAAUGUAUAUAAAUGUUCAGGCGCUAUCGUGUAUUUCUGAUGACUCUCGUGAAUAUAAAAUGUUUUAUCUCUGAA
Molecule: messenger RNA, 1590 nt
Organism: Paralichthys olivaceus (Japanese flounder)
Lineage: Eukaryota; Metazoa; Chordata; Actinopteri; Pleuronectiformes; Paralichthyidae
Product: B2 bradykinin receptor-like
Biological process (GO): smooth muscle contraction; immune response; positive regulation of cytosolic calcium ion concentration
Cellular component (GO): external side of plasma membrane; membrane
Molecular function (GO): bradykinin receptor activity; C-C chemokine binding; C-C chemokine receptor activity
Source: RefSeq, a predicted model, not a curated record